AUGUCUCAGCUGAGUGGUAAUCAGAUGUUUAGGAAAUUAAAUGAUCUAAUGAGAAAUGUGGUACCUGGUAAAGAUUUAACAUCCUCAGAUAGUUAUUUACGAGAUGGCCAUGACUCAGCUUUUGAAUCAACACAACAAAUGAAUUCUCAGAUGAAUAAUUCUCAAUAUGAAUUUUCUCAGAUUAAUUCUCAGGAUCUUUUCACACAACAAUAUUCCAGUGGUUCUCAAUCAGAGGUCUCCAUGCCAGCAAUGAGCUUACCUAACAGAAGACCAUCUAUGUAUGAUAAAUGGAUGAGUAAAGGACCAUCAGGAUCUCUAUAUAAAGGUCCUCAAGGUCCUGCUGACUCUAAACCUAAUUCAUACCCUUCUAAACCCCACUCAGUUCCCUCUAAACCUGAUCUCAACCCUCAACAAUUUCAACUUAAUAAGAACAAAGCUAAAGAAAGAGAUGAGAGAGAUUUGCUGCAACAAGUAGCCACAGUUGUUCAAGACUGUACUAAAGAGGAAUCUUUGUCCUUAGAAAAAGUGACAUUUUUAUCUCUGGCCCUAAUAGUGCUGAUAACUCAUAUCCCGAUCACAUCCGAGGAACAGAAAGAUGCUACAAUAACACAACUAGAGAAACAACUAGAGGACAGAAUAGAAAAUAACAAUGAAAAUAUGAUUAAAACAUUAAAGAAAGAAAUAAAAGAACCAACCCUGGCUCUAGAUAAGAAAGUUGAUCAAGUUAUAGAAUGGAUGAAUGAAGACACAGAAACUUCAAAUCAACAAAUAAUGGAAUAUAAACAACAAACUGAAAUUCAGAAAAAAUUAAAUAUAGAAUCUCGACAAAAACAACAGAAAAAUAUCAAAGACACAGAAUUUAGAAUAUUAGAAGAAUUGAAUGUUAUGAAACGGGAUUUAAAAUACCGUGAAGAAAAUUGGCAGAAACAAUGUAUAGCUCAACUUCAUCAUGUUCAGGAGGGACAGUUUCGAAAUCUGCAGAAACAGUUGGUGAAUGUUAUGGAGAAAAACAGGAAUAAAGGCACUGGAAAUGGUAACAGUGCUAAUACCAAUCUGCAGGCUGAAGUAAUUGAAGAAAUUUUUAAAAGUCAGUGGCAAAGUGUAGAAAUAUUCUUAGAAAGUCAAUUUAACAGACAAAUUGACAUUCAAGAGCAACAGUUAGAUAGAUUACUGGAUAAAUUUACUGAAACUCAAGAAAAAUCUGUUGAUUUAGCUCAGAAAGAACCAGAUUAUCGACUAUCAUUGCCUUAUUUUGAAGAACAUUUCAGUAAAUAUCAUUCUGAUGUUAAGAAACAAAUUGAAGAUUUACACCAGAAACAUCAAUCAGAAAUACUUAGAAUUGAAGAAGAGCUAAAACAGCAAAGAUUGGCCAAAGAAAAAGAAGAAACUCACAAAUCAACAAGUUUACAAGUAGUUCCAAGUUUACAGACAUUAAAUAAAUAUUUAGCUGGAUCUAAACAAACGUCUAGUUCUGCAUUUGAUAGAGCCAAGACUAUUAACCCACCACCAAGACAGUAUCCAAAACCAAGUGGUUAUACUCUACCUCCAACAAAACAUUCCCCAUUCUCAUCUUACGGUCCCUUGAAUUCUCGAACCCUCUUCUCCAAAUCUCAUCCUUCACCAAUAGCUGCUGUUCUUCCUCAGCGAAAGGAAGUAGGUAAUUUUUCAUUGACUAGAAGUGUUGCUGUACCUUCCAAUCCUGAGCCACUUCAUGAUAUACCAUCUGAAGAUGAAGAAUCACAAGCUGAACUUUUUGAAGAUUUUGUUGAAACUGAAGAAGAAGAGAAACCUAUUGAAGAAUUAAUAAAACCAGUGGAAAACAAACCUCAAGCUAAGAAAGGAAAGAAACGAAAGAAAAGGAAAGGUACAUUCAGUCGAAAAAAGGCCAAAACCACAACAAAGAAUUGUGCCACCAGAAAAUCUAUGAUAGAAAGAGAACUUGGAAUAACAGAAGUGAGUGAAGAGUGGCAGAAACCAAGAACGUUAAGAAGUUCAACCAUAAAGACAAAUGAACCUUCUAAAGGUGGUCAAAUGACAGAACUGCACAUAAGAGAUGGUUCAAAACUUCAAUCAAAUUUAAUGGUUAACACUACUGCAGCAGCCAUCAGCAGUUCAAGUUCCAAUCAGAACAAACCUAACAGUCAUCAAACCAAGCACACAAUCAAUGGACCAAAAUCUCUUCCUGAACAGAACCAAGCUAUAGUGAGUCAGAUCAAACCAAUAUAUAAUCAGAAUAACUCAGUGUAUGAUUUUGAAGAUGAGUGCCAACCAUCAUCAUUUAGUUUCAGAAAUCCCCAACCAAUUACAUAUGACCGAAGGUUACUAAAUAACGACAAACCGAAACAAUUUAAUGAGAAUAACAGAGAGGCUGUCUAUAACUCUCCUACUAGACGGAGUAUAUGUACUUAUGGAACCAGUAGAGAAUCAUCACCAUCCAUGUCUCUAACGGAAGUAGUUAUUAAGAGAAAAAUUAAAUGUGAUAACAAGAAAACACCUGAUUUACGUAAUUUUAAUCAUGCACAAACUUAUAAUUAUGAACAAUGCUCACAGAUUAGUAGAAGAGAUAUUUUAGGCUCCAGUCCUACUUUAGAUAUAUUUUCUAAACCAUCUCGAGAUCUACAGGAUGAAACAGUGGAACCAAGUAUGUAUUCAGCACCAACAAGAAAUGUAACUGAGAAGCAUGGAACAUCAGAUUCUAACUAUGUUGAGAUAACAGAAUCUAUUCGUAGAAGAACACAGAAAAGAUAUUUUCAGUCUCAAAAUUAUGAAGAGUAA
Lottia gigantea (owl limpet) is the source of this 2775-nucleotide messenger RNA. RefSeq lists its product as hypothetical. Bases 1 to 2775 code for a protein of 924 amino acids. Lineage: Eukaryota; Metazoa; Mollusca; Gastropoda; Lottiidae. The record is from RefSeq and is a predicted model, not a curated record. The transcript is spliced from 11 exons.